Seminavis robusta is the source of this 891-nucleotide messenger RNA. NCBI's taxonomy places the organism in Eukaryota, Bacillariophyta, Bacillariophyceae, Naviculales, Naviculaceae. The record is from the annotation of a GenBank genome assembly.
AUGGCAGAUUUGCAUCAGGGAGGCGAUUUCGAGGAAGAAGACCUCUUCGAAAUGGACCCGAAUGAGGUUGACGAGCGAGCAGAGGACCGAGGUGGAAUUGUGCGAGCUGGGCAUCAUGACAAUACCGAACGAAUGUUGUUAUCUGAUCAUGAAAGGAACCAGGCAAUCAUCAUCAAAGAAGCCAUUGCUGCUGCACCCAAUGUGGAUCCUGUUAGUGACUUCAUGUGUGUCCAGCUGGCAUUGAUUGAUGGAGACAACAUAGAAGCUGCCCUUGAAAGAGUGCACCACCUGGAAUGUUUCAGGGAAGAGUAUGGAAUUCAUGAUACAGCAACAGAUGGAAGGAAGUGCUUUGCUGACUUUAUUGAGCUCUUUCCAACCUUCCACUUAUGCUUCACUUUUGAUUCUGGGAACUAUGUCAUGAUUUAUGACAACACUAAGUUUGAUGCCAACAAGGUCAAAACAGAAGAAAACAUCCGUACAUGGCUUGGUGGUACCUACUAUAGUUGCGCCAUUUACUGCCCUGAUUUUGAAGCAAUCCGCUCUGGGGCUAUAAUAGUUUCGGAAAAUAAGGGAUAUGCAUGGAAAAGGGACAUGCGAUUGCUUGAAGGUUUAAAGAGGGUUUGGUCUGAGGUGGGAACUGUCUAUCCCAUGUCUAUCCAAAAAGUGAAACACUUCAAUACAGGAACUGCAAUGAAUGUGGUUCUCUCCAUGGUAAAACCCUUCCUUCCCAAGCACCUCCAGAAAAAUAUAGAAGUUGGUUGCCAAUUUGAACAGCGACUGGAUUCACUCUAUCUAGUUCCAACAGUGGAAGAAGCCAACAAACGAUUGCUUGCCCGAGUUGAAGAAACUCUUCAGUUGAGGUAUGACAAUGAAAGAACUUUCCGGCUUUGA